GGCGUGGUCUUACUUCUCGCCGGAAGGGUCGGACGCCAUCAAGGCUUGGAGGAUGGGUCCCAACGGGAUCGGGAGAGGAAAGUGGAAUGGACCUGGGAAUGGUGAAAACAAAGGCAUUAACAAUGACGGUAACGGAGGUAAUUGGAACAACGGUGCUCCGAACAGCAAUGGAGGAAGUGGAGGUUGGAACGGGAAUGGAGGCAGCGGAGGGAAUAAUGACGGGUGGAACGACAAUAACGGAGGAAAUCGUAGCUGGAACGGCAACAACAAUGGAUGGAGCACCAACGGGGGCAAUGGAUGAAACGAAAACAAUGGUAAUAGAUGGAACGACAACAGCGGCAACGAAGGGAAUCAAGGGAGUGGCAGCCGAGACUGGAAACGAUCGGCGCAGUGCUAUAACUGCAACUAGUAUGACCAUAUCAGCAGGGAGUGUAAUGCUCCCCGUCAAGGUAACAAGCAAGGACCGAGCUACAAUCAGGGAAACUUCAAUCACAGGAAUAACAAUCAAGGUGGUGGAUCAGAAUCAUGAGGCCAGCACGUCGAGUGGUUCAAAUGAGCCAGCAGUGGCGACCGAUAUUAGUAAAGAACUUGAGGAGGGAAUUCGAAUGAUGUGUAAGUAUACGAGCAAGCAGUUGGAGUUAGAGGAGAAAAAAAAAGUCGAGAAAAAAACGGCAGAUGAGAGGAAAAAGCGUGAGGACGAGGAAAGAUCGGCAAUAGAAGAGAGGAAUCGGUUGGGGAUCUUGAAGAAGAAAGCAAGGGAGGAGAAGGAAGUUGGUAGAGAAUCGAGGUUAAAGCACUUAUUAGCUAAGCAGAAGGAGUCUCUGAAGGAAGCAUUCGAACGCAUGUUUGAAGCAAGACUGAGGAAGAUGGUAAUGAUAGAAAGAGCCGUGAAAGGUAAGGCGAAGGUUGUUGAGUCGGACUCUGAAGAGGAGGAGGAGGAACUAUAGGAAAGAUUAGAGAAACCGAAAAGACAGCCUGGCCAAGCGUGUAAGGUUAGCCCCCAAG
Molecule: messenger RNA, 1005 nt
Organism: Chara braunii
Lineage: Eukaryota; Viridiplantae; Streptophyta; Charophyceae; Charales; Characeae
Source: the annotation of a GenBank genome assembly